AUGACCAUCUAUCAGACCUCUCCUGGCGGCGAUCCAAGUGCAACGAACAUCGACUGUCGGCCAGAUUGGCGAGCGUAUACAUUAUAUAGAGAGCUGGAAUUUUUGGUGACGAUAACUGGAAAGGAGUCGUGCUUAGAGAUGGAUAGAUACAUCACAACGAUCAGCGCCACCUCUACCACGUCUAUAGUCUCAAAGACCACAACUUCAGUAAUACCGACUACCUCUACCCCGACACCUAGUCCGCCCCAAAACAAAGGUUGGAUCGCAGGAGCGGUAAUUGGUCCUAUUGCAGUUAUUGCUUUGGUAUUUCUCGCAUAUUGGCUAUGGAGACGGCAACGAAAGCAGUCGCACGAGUCCACUCCUCCUGGGCCAGGUCCAUCACCUCUUGCAGAGCUGUGUGGACAGCAGAGUGCGCCAUUCGAAUUAUCCUCGGCAAAGCACAAACCAUUGGUACCGCUAGCCGAGCUUCCGGUGUCUGAUUUUGUGUCUAAGCUGCCCACCAACCAAGUGGGCAUAUAG
Penicillium odoratum is the source of this 519-nucleotide messenger RNA. RefSeq lists its product as uncharacterized. Bases 1 to 519 code for a protein of 172 amino acids. The transcript has 2 exons. The record is from RefSeq and is a predicted model, not a curated record. Lineage: Eukaryota; Fungi; Ascomycota; Eurotiomycetes; Eurotiales; Aspergillaceae.